AUGUCUUCAAGAAAGGCACAUCGCGGGCUUUCCCGGCAUCUUUCUAAUAGUUCUUUGCAACAACUAAGGCUGUUAGAUACAGAAAUUAAAAAAAUAUCUAAUAUAGAUAAAAUAAAUGAAAGAAUAACUAGAAAUCAUAAAAAUAUACGAAAGCAAGUAGGAUCGAGUUCUAACGAAGAUAAGAAUAGUGAGAAUGAGCAUGUAGAUAUAUGUUUUUUGGAAAAUAGAUCGAAUUUUUAUUUAAGGACAAUAUGGACUUUUGCUAUGAUUUUUGGAUUUCUUGUGAUUGUUGCUGCUGGACAUAUUUGGAUUAUCAUUUUACUUACUAUUAUUCAAGUAAUAGUUUUUAAAGAAUUGAUGGCUAUUGUCAAUAUUUCAGAUAAGGAAAAAAAGAUUCCAUGGUUUCAGACCUUGAAUUGGUAUUUUCUUUCUACAACUUUAUAUUUUGCAUAUGGUGAAAGUCUUAUUUAUUAUUUUAAACAUAUUAUUAUUGUAAAUGCAUUUUUAUUUUCUAUUGUGACUCAUCAUCGAUUUAUUAGUUUUAUACUUUAUGUUGGGGGCUUUAUAUUUUUUGUUAUGAAUCUCAAAAAAGGACAUUACAAGUACCAGUUUACACAAUUCUGUUGGACCCAUAUGAUAUUAUUAUUAAUUGUGGGACAAAGUCAUUUUAUCAUUAAUAAUAUAUUUGAAGGCAUAUUUUGGUUUCUAUUACCCGCAUCACUUGUUAUAUGUAAUGAUAUUUUUUCAUAUUUAUGUGGAAAACUUUUUGGUCGAACUCAGCUUAUUAAACUUUCACCUAAAAAAACUGUUGAAGGAUUUAUCGGGGGCUGGAUUUGCACUGUGAUUCUUGGGCUUACUAUGGGGAAUAUUAUCCUUCAUUGGAAUUAUAUGAUAUGUCCAUUAAGGGAUCUUGGAGCGACUGCACUAAUCGGAUUAGAAUGUGUUCCAAAUCCAACAUUUAUUUUACAACAAUUUUCUGUUCCAGAAUUUAUAAUAUCAUAUUUGGGUUUUCCGUAUCAUACUAUUACUAUAAGACCUGUAGAAUUUCAUCUUAUGGUAUUUUCUACAUUCGCAUCUCUUAUUGCUCCAUUUGGCGGGUUUUUUGCGUCUGGGCUUAAACGUGCAUUUAAAAUCAAGGAUUUUGGGGAUUCAAUACCAGGACACGGAGGUUUAACUGAUCGUUUUGAUUGUCAAUUCAUAAAUGGUUUUUUUGUAUAUCUUUAUUAUCAUAGUUUUAUUGCUGUAACCCAUGUUUCUGUAGGGUCUGUUCUUCAAACUGCUAUUACUUCAUUAACAUAUGACCAACAAAUGAGACUUUCUAAUAGUUUAUAUAAAUAUCUUGUUUCCCAGGGUGUUUUGCCAGGUACUGUUCUUGAUUGUCUCAAAAAUUCUACAUUUUGA
Molecule: messenger RNA, 1401 nt
Organism: Pneumocystis jirovecii RU7
Lineage: Eukaryota; Fungi; Ascomycota; Pneumocystomycetes; Pneumocystales; Pneumocystaceae
Product: phosphatidate cytidylyltransferase
Exons: 7
Coding region: 1-1401 (466 amino acids)
Cellular component (GO): endoplasmic reticulum membrane
Molecular function (GO): phosphatidate cytidylyltransferase activity
Source: RefSeq, a predicted model, not a curated record